GAGACAUCACAUACGAAAUCAAGACCAAAAAUGACGAUGGUAGAGACCUCAAUGCUAAAUCAAGAGAAUUAUAACGAUACUGACAAGAAUUAUCACGAUAACGCUACAUUGCCUACUGGGUUCCACAUGGUGACAGAAGAAGAAAGAGGAAAACAUAAGUCAUUUAAGCAAGAUGCUGCUGCUCAGACAUCACAGCUGGAUCUUUAUGAAGAAAAUUACAACAAAUAUUUUCAGGGUGGAAAAGAAAUGCUUCAAUACAGACAACAUGAUGCUGCAGCUCAAACAUAUUUAGAGACGGAGGUAAUCGAAAGAUCACCGGAAGAGAAUGGUGCCGAUGCACUAAUGUAUGAAUUUGCAUCAACUACGUCUUUAACGGCCUCCCUUCCAUCGAGUGCUAGACAAGCCCAUCAUCACAUCAAAAUGGGAGGAGCUUCUUUGAAGACUCGACCUUCGUCAGAAGUGGUGGAAAUGAAACAAAAGAAGUUCUAUAAAGCCAACCAUUUAUACCAGAAUCCCUUAGAACCUUCACGAUCAUAUGACCAGAUACAACAGAUCGUAUUUAUGGAAGAAGGCCAAGCACGUUUAUAUGAUUUAAAGCCAGUCUCUUGUCAAAAUGUUCAUAUUAUAUCACCUAAUAAUAAAUCGUACGUAAGCAAUUAUUGCAGUACCAAUUCACAGGAAUUUCCCCUUUCUACUGAACAAAAUGUAAUGAAACCGUCUUAUAUUGAUCAGAGUCAGACAGUCUUUCCUCGAUCUGAGCUCAAAAAAAAACUGUCCAACAGUUUAGCUUCUGGUUUGAAUGAAAGCUUAUAUAGUAGCAGUGACAGUUAUAUUUUCCACAGCAACAAUUCUCUUUCAGAGACGACAUAUUCAGAAUUUGAGCCAAGAAGACGCAGGACUGCAUCGUUAUCAAAUAUUGAAUAUGAAAGGAGAAUGGAUUGUCGUAAAAAUCAAAAAAGAUCAAGAAUAUCAGUAUUCUUUGACAAAUUGCAACGAAAAAAGAAGCCAUCAAUACUUGCGAAUGAUGUAGAUGUACCAACUCACUUCAGAGUAAUUGGACGCAUAUUAGAGAUGUGCUUAGAUGGUACGCGCAUCAUUGAGUUGACGCAGCCACCUCAUGGCCUUUGCGGUAUUUACAUGACGCGUGUUAAACACAAUCUUGGCUAUAGUAUAUAUGUAUCACGAUUUAGUGAUGGUUAUCCUGCUAAAAUGUUUGCAGGUCUUUUAAGCAUCGGUGAUGAAAUACUUGAAAUCAAUGGCAUAACCACAGGUUGUAUGACUGUAGAAGAUGCACAUGAUAUGGUUGCAUCAUGUGAUAAACUCAUACUUCGAGUCUUACCAAAUAGAAAUGCAUACAGAACGACUUAAUGUGAAAUUGUUUCCACAGAACUGAUAUUGUAAAUACAUUGACUUAGUCAUGGACACAGAGUAUUGGCGAGAGAGAAGAAAAGUGACAACCAACGAGAAUGAGCGAAAACGAAAGUCAUUGUCAAGAAUAAUGUAUAUUUGUUUUUCCUACAAUUGCUCUAGGGACACAUUUUUGUAUAUGUAGCAGAAAUAUAUUCAUUGACUAAUGUCAUUGUAAAUAUUCAGCAUCAUAUUUCUCAGGCUGCAACCCAGGAGAAUAUAAAUAAAUUUUAUUGUGUACAUAUACUUUAUAUUUUAUUUUUUCGUUUUACAAAAUUCACUCAGAUGAUAUAAAUCCUGCACAUAAUUAGAGAUAAUUUUCAAUAUUGGACAUCCAAUAUUAUGACAUUUAACGUUCUUCUUGCUCGACAUUGAUGGUGCUAUAAUAUUCAGUAAUAAAUAUUAUAAAGCUUUAGCGACUAAAUCA
Molecule: messenger RNA, 1834 nt
Organism: Octopus sinensis (East Asian common octopus)
Lineage: Eukaryota; Metazoa; Mollusca; Cephalopoda; Octopoda; Octopodidae
Exons: 4
Coding region: 31-1368 (445 amino acids)
Biological process (GO): establishment or maintenance of cell polarity; centrosome cycle; regulation of cellular localization
Cellular component (GO): cell cortex; apical plasma membrane; nucleus
Molecular function (GO): protein kinase C binding
Source: RefSeq, a predicted model, not a curated record